Molecule: messenger RNA, 2745 nt
Organism: Temnothorax curvispinosus
Lineage: Eukaryota; Metazoa; Arthropoda; Insecta; Hymenoptera; Formicidae
Exons: 3
Coding region: 61-1953 (630 amino acids)
Cellular component (GO): extracellular region
Molecular function (GO): chitin binding
Source: RefSeq, a predicted model, not a curated record
UCUACCUGCCCGCUCCGCGUGUCCUCCACUCACGGUGAUCACGCACGUAACACCGUGGAGAUGCGCUCGACGCUCCGCAAUGUUCAUCGCGCCCAAGUCGCGCUACUCUCGCUGGUUCUCUUGAUGCGAGGCUUGGAAGCAUCAGAACCGGCAAAGUCGAACGCGACCAGUGCUAUUUCGGAGGACGACGGAGAUGACUUCCUGGCAAACAUGAACCUGACGACGUUCAAGGAAAGAUACCGAAGAUUGAUACCCUACAUGACUUUUUACGUCGCCAACAAUUACCUGAACGCUCAGGCCGCGUUGGGGCAAAAUUAUGCAGACGAGCUGUCGGGCACCCUGCUCCGAAAACCUCCGUCGCAGCAACACCCUCUAACUCGGCUCGUUGACGUGCCGAGGAGGGGCGGUAAUAGGUACCGUGUCAACUCACCCGACGAAGACAAGAAAUUCGUCCCGUCCGUGCAAUUCGAUCCCAGAAACAUCGGAGGCGAUAACGAUUACUUCGCGCCGGUCAAGUACAACACCAAGAUCAACUAUGCCGAGUACUCUACCCCGUCCUAUCAGCUCUACCAGGUGCAAAAGACCUAUCCCGAAAUUACCACGCCUGUCAGUCAUAUCUUGAACAAGGAAAAUCGAUACUUCAUUACCGCGAGACCCCCGCAACCCUCUGCUCCCGUGAUCAAGAAACCGCUGUUCGGCAACCUGCAGGACGAUUACGAUCAGGAUUACACGGCGAAGCCGAACAUCGCUGUUAAUUAUCCCACUAAGGAAUUUGGGGGACUGCGAUACAUUCCGGUGCACGCCAACGUGCAGCAGCAGCAGUCAGUAAAGCCGUCAGUCUCGUUUUAUCGGAAGCCGAGUGUGAAUCUGAACAAUCUGAUCGAGAGUUUCCAAUUGUCCGAGCGACUGCCGGAAACGCUGAACAAAGACAACCUCGACAGCAGCAUCAAAACGCUCAUUGAGAUUCUUAAUAUCCUGCACAAUACGCGGCAGGAAAAUUUCCCGCAGCCGCAAGGACCCCCGUUACCGCCACCAUCGCCGCCCAGAUUGAUCGGCUACGAUGUUUACAAGCCGAAAAUAUAUACGCGGCCGAAAGUGGUCACCGAGACGAGAUUUCAAGUGACACCGAGCCCUCUGAUAAUCACCAACGAUCCCGAACGAUACAAGACGACGGACGACACUCAGAUUAAAUCGUCGUUACAGUCGGAUUACAACUUAAAUCAUGUGAAGGACGAAAAGGUGGAGUAUUACAUCCCUUACGUUCAGGACAUCUCGAGCAAACACAAGCAACAAGGACUCAAGCCAACUCCUAGUGUUUCCACCACCGAGCACUCGUACGAGAUCACGGAAGACUUGAGCGACGAUAUUCUGCAGGACGAACGGUACACCCUGCCGAUUUCCACCGAGGCGUCCACGAGUCAGGAAUACGUAUCGCCGAACGAAGUUACACGCCCGGGGCCGAAAAUGCCGCUGCCGGCAUUAAAAUACGGCGCGACGCGCGGAAAACCCAACGUCGAUUACCCGGCGUACGCGAAUAUACCGCAAACUAAAUUCAGUUGCAAAGAUCAAAGAUACAAGGGAUUUUUCGGCGACCCAGCGACCGGAUGCCAAGUCUGGCAUUACUGCGAUCUGAAUGGCGGCAAAUCGUCAUUCUUAUGUCCGAACGGCACAAUAUUCAGCCAGGUAGCAUUGACUUGCGACUGGUGGUUCAACGUAAAGUGCGAAACGACUACUCAAUUAUAUGUGCUAAAUGAACGACUGUAUAAAUACAUCCUGCCAAUUAUGCCCAAAUUCCCCGAGGAUUUCACCGGCCCGGAAGUAGAUCGAUACUUGGAGCUCAAGUUCAAGGAGAUGGAGGCAAAAAUGAAGGAAAAGAAGCUGAAGAAACAGCAAGAGGAGAAGAGCAAGCACAAGAGCAAGUCGCAAACGGUGAACGACGAGGAAGACGCGUAAUUCAAGCGUUAUGUGCUAAAUAACUUAGUCUUAAUAUAUAAUACCUGACUCGUUGCCAUUAUAAUGAAAAGCAAAAAUAUGUCGCGGGUUUUAAGGCCACAACUCUGGUAGUAAAUGAGCCUUGCAACCUCGGAAAAGUGCAAUAUGUAUAUGAUAGAGUUACAUGUGAUUUAAGCAUAGAGUAAAUCACAUUACGCGUAAAAUAAGUUAGAUUAUCUCACGGUCUUUGUACGGGUAUGAAAUGGCUGAUGAUAUUAAGUAUUUCUUAUAUCCCCUCUAGUCAUAUGCGUAUACUAUUGUGUACUAUUUAUCACGAAAAAUGCCCGCCUGCCUUACGGAGCCUUUAUUUCUUUCGGUCUGUACUAGAAUGAUCCAAUUGAGUCAUAAAUUUCAGUCAUGAUAAGUCAUAAAGCAGAUAACAGAUAACCUGUUUUUCCAAAUAGCAUUAAUACUACUAAUGAACCUAAAUGACACUCUCUCUAAUACAUUGGUUAUAAUUAUAGUCAAAAAUUAAAUGUUUUACUAAAAGUCAUUUAUGAUUCGAUUAUUAAUAUUCAAUAUAAAUUCCUAUAACUGUGCAAUUCUAAAUGGCACACAAUUUGUACAUCUCAAUAGCAAAGGACAUAAAUAGUAACACUAUAAUUAAUAUCACAUAGAAAAAUUAGAUAGGUCUCGCCAUUUAUCUAUAACCAUUUUCCACCCAGUCGAUAUAUAAAAUAUGAUAUCUCAAUUUGUAUAUGAUUUUAUACGAUAUUUAAAAUAUGCGCUUCUAUUAUGUAUCUGCGAGAAUAU